Messenger RNA from Trachemys scripta elegans, 2407 nucleotides. RefSeq names its product TPD52 like 1 (gene TPD52L1). Gene Ontology annotation, biological process: positive regulation of MAP kinase activity; positive regulation of apoptotic signaling pathway. Gene Ontology annotation, cellular component: cytoplasm. NCBI's taxonomy places the organism in Eukaryota, Metazoa, Chordata, Testudines, Emydidae. The transcript is spliced from 8 exons. The record is from RefSeq and is a predicted model, not a curated record. The coding region runs from base 112 to 747 and encodes 211 amino acids.
GCGGCUACCGCAGUAGCGCUGAGCCUUUCCCACUGGAUACUGUGCGGUGCAGGUGGGUGCCAGGCAGCGGCUCCUUCUCAACUUCGACCCGGCCUUACCGUCUCCUGGACAAUGGAGGCGCAGCAGGCACAAGGUCUGCUGGAAACGCAGCCAUUGCACGAGACAGAUGAAGAAGUGGUCACUGAUAUUGAUUUCACAAGCAUGAUUUCUGAAGAAGAGAGAGAAGAAUUAAAGAUUGAGCUAGCCAAGCUAGAGGAUGAAAUUUCAACUUUACGGCAAGUGUUAGCAGCCAAAGAAAAGCACCUGGCAGAAAUAAAACAAAAGCUUGGUAUCAACCUGAUGAAUGAGCUGAAACAGAACUUUAGCAAAAGCUGGCACGACAUGCAGACGACUUCUGCUUACAAGAAAACACAUGAAACUCUGAGCCAUGCAGGACAGAAGGCAACAGCAGCUAUCAGCAAUGUAGGAACAGCCAUUGGCAAGAAAUUUGGAGAUAUGAGGUCACAUUCGAUUGGUUACUCUAUUCGCCAUUCCAUAAGUAUGCCUGCUAUGAGGAAUUCUCCAACUUUCAAAUCGUUUGAAGAGAAGGUUGAGACCACUGUCACAAGCCUGAAGACGAAGGUUGGAGGGACAAGCCACAGUGGGGGGAGUUUUGAAGAAGUUCUCAGUUCUACUGCCCACGCCAGUGCUCAGGGCUCUAUCACAGGCACUCCGCUUCCUGAGAACGAGGAGGAACUUCAGUGUUAGACUAUAGCCCCUAUUGGCCAUCUGUAUCCGACCUGGUGAGACUUAAUGUUUUCUAUGCUUUCUUUCCACAUCCAGCUUGAGACACGUGGCUUUGUAACCUCUUGAAAAUGGCCUCACCCAUGUGAUACUGUAGUCAUUGUUCCAAAUGUAUUGGUAUUUUUACUAGGCCAUUUUUACCAUUAAGCAUUUUUAUACUCCAUAGAAAUUGUGCACACCAUCAUUUCUUAAUGUUCCAAUUUCUAUAACGUAACCAAACAGUUCUUGCUUUAUGGUAUUUUCCCUCCAAUUCACUCCACACCUCUGGUCCAGUUGGUAAUUUCUUUGUUUUUUAUUUAUUUAAAGGACUAAAUGGGUUUUUAGUAUGCAUGUUUCCACCGAUUAUGUAACCCCUCUGUGCCACAGCAGACAGAUGGGUCUAGGACUGUGCAAGGAUUUCCGUUGCCAGCAAUAGUCUGUACACCAGCUGUCCACCAAAUUAUACUAGUGCCCUUUACCGAGCAUACAGACAUGACCUGAGCUGCUUAAGGAGUCAAACAGAAUCAUUUGUUGUUACACUGAUGUCUCUCUUCCUUUUUCACUUCCACAGCCUGUCUUUGAAUUUCCUCCCCUAAAGAGGAACCCAAUUGUUCAGAUGCAAACUAAGUUGAUCAGUUACUGCAGUGGUCUCCAAAGUGGGGGUGCGCAGCAGGAGGAGCGCACUUUUUUUUUUUUUUUUUUUUGCUUUGCUUCGGCAGGGGGUGCGCGAUCAAAAAAGUUUGGAGACCACUGAGUUACUGUCCCACAGCAGGAAACACUACAGUUGAAAAACAUGUUCUGUUUGAUACUGGGACCCAAUUUCAGUAUUAAACCAACAAACACAAACUGUACCUGUUUGCCUCCAUACCAUCUCCUUAGAAAGAAGGUCAGAUUAAUAUGACUGAAUAGUGUGAGCCUCAUUAGAGUUAGAAGCUUCAGAGAAUCUGUAUACAACAACUUAAUAAAGAUGUGCCAUGCCUUUAGUUUACACUCCAGAGCUAGUACUUAGUAUAAACCUUACAUUUUAUGGUAUACUGGCUGAGUACGUGCUUCAGACUGGAUCAAACUGUCCUGCUUUAUUGCACUUCAGGGCAUAAUUCAAUCUUCAAGAAGCCAGAAUCAUCUCUUAGCUUAGAUGCAGCAUGAUUUGUUGCAUCACUUUAAGAGAAGGAACAGUAAGGUUAUUAUAGUGCAGCCAGCCAUUGGUGGCAGUAAAAGCCUAUCACGUAUAAACAUGAAUGUGGGGGGGAGAGAAAGAGGAAUGUAGCCUGCUUUUAAAAUAGGCCUGUUCAGUUAUCAUACUGCAAAGCUUCAAAUCAACUUUAGCCAUUCUGUAUCCAAGGUUUUGCUAAAAGCUUGUCAGGAAAAUCCUGUAUCAAAGUGGUUUUACAGGGGUUCUGUUUUUGUUUUUAACGUCUUACACUUAAUUCUCCCAUGUGACAAGUUGAUUCUGAACACCUCUCAAAUGUUUCUUUAAUGUGAUUUAUUUUAAUGUUACACAGAAAGCAAAUUAAUUUUUUGGUGACAAUUUGCAAGUUUCUGUUGCAGCAUUGUGCAUAAACAUUCAUUUUAUUUUUAAAAACAAUUACAUAGUUUGUGUAAAUGAAGUUAGUGAUUUUUAUUAAAAUGAGGUUUUUAAAAUGAG